UUAAUAUUCGUACACUUGGCUAUCGUCAUUUUCUUGCAAUAUUGCACAUCAAUUCAUUCACGAUUGCCUUUUGGCUUUUGCUCCUUCUACACUUCCUCUUUCAUUUUUCAUCUCCUAUUUAAUACUCCACGAAUACACUUACAAAAUUGGAUGGCAUUUGCAUGAAGAUUUGUGUUCUUCUCAACUCGACUCAGAUCAAGAUUCAAACAGCAUAGUACUGGAAGAAAUUGAAGUUAAUGAAACGGAGAACCUUGCUUAAAUCUUUCCAAAUGAAAACAAGUUUUUUGCAACUGACUCCUAGUGAUGUUCGUGAUUCAAAUAGACCACCAAAUAGAACUGGUGGCAGCAUGAAGCAACAGCUAGAUGGAAGACAACGGCUCAAUUAUGAUCCACAAAAUACUAAUUUAUAUAUCAAUGGUUCACAAGAUUGGUGGCAUGAUUUUGGAGACAAUGUUUUGUCACCAAAUGCAUUGCCAAAAAACACAUCAAAUAUGACUUCAAUGAAGGUACCGAACGCUCAUUUGGGGAUCAAAGAUUGCAAAUUACUAGCACGUGGUGACCUAGAUAGAGGACGUAAUGCCAAUACGGAAAUGAUAACUAUCGGAAUGCUAAAUUCAGGUAAAAAUUGCAGCCAGGAACAAGAAAAUGUUGCAACCACAUUUCCUUCAACAGCACGUCCUACAUAUUUUUGUUCGGAACCAUACCUCAGGGAUGCUACACCACUUACUUAUCAGCCACCGGUGCAUACAAGCCUCCAGAAGAUGCAUCACGAUAGAAUGGUUUUGCCCAUUGUAAUGUCAGAGGAGCCUGUUUAUGUGAAUGCCAAACAGUAUCAUGGGAUUAUGAGGAGAAGACAAUGGCGGGCAAAGGCUGAACUGCAGAAUAAAGUGACAAGAGCUAGAAAGCCUUAUCAGCAUGAAUCUCGGCACUUACAUGCCAUGAGGAGAGCCAGAGGUUGUGGGGGGCGAUUUGCGAACACGAAGAAGGCUGAUACUGCUGCAAAUAAUGCUACUUGUGAGAAAGGCAACAGCUCUGGCGAUUCCAUUUCAACAAAAGCACACUUCCUGCUAGGUUCUGAAUCUGGAAAUACAAUAUCUUCAAUACAAGACAAAUCUUCCUCCAAUUAUGAUGAACUCAAGAGGCUCUCCAAUCAAGAAAGUAGGAGCUACGAAUUUCUCCAGUGUUAUGAUCAUAAAUGGCCAUCUCAGUAAACGGCGUUUUCUGAUAUCAUGAUGCCAAUGCUGUUACAUUUCUUCUGUUUAUAAACAGUUCUGGUGGGAGGAUGUUUGUAUAGUAAUAAAAUCAUGGUUAUUGUAAAUUAUGUGAGUUGAGUCCUCCUAUUUUGAUAUCAGUUGCGAAAUGAUGUUUGUGGUGACAAUAUAUUGGUGAUGAAGA
Molecule: messenger RNA, 1395 nt
Organism: Olea europaea var. sylvestris
Lineage: Eukaryota; Viridiplantae; Streptophyta; Magnoliopsida; Lamiales; Oleaceae
Product: nuclear transcription factor Y subunit A-10-like
Exons: 7
Coding region: 237-1211 (324 amino acids)
Biological process (GO): regulation of transcription by RNA polymerase II
Cellular component (GO): CCAAT-binding factor complex
Molecular function (GO): DNA-binding transcription factor activity, RNA polymerase II-specific; RNA polymerase II cis-regulatory region sequence-specific DNA binding
Source: RefSeq, a predicted model, not a curated record